CCUGCAGUUUGCGGAACUAGUUCGCCCAUUUGCACCACUGCUCGCAGCCCUGGUCUGGAAAAAAAACACACAAAAGACUUGUUUUGUUGUUCUGUCCCAAAAAUGAGCUCCUGGCGAGACAGUCUCACCAGCAUUCCGGGCACAGUGGCGCAGUUGAUUAACGAGAGCGCCAGCAACCUGUUGCACGUCUCAUCCUCGCUGGGAUCAACAGUUGGCCUUGGAGGCUCGGGCUCCACUGGAUCUGGAUCCGAGGGCGGGGGCAGCGAGGAAAGUGGCCCACAAAGUGCAGAGUACAGGGCGUUGCCCAUUCCCGCCUCCUUGGUGCGCGAGCAAUGGCGCCUAAUCUUCACCAGCGAUGCCAAUAUCCAGGAUCUCCAGGCGGCCAUUGCCCAUUGCAGGGAUCUCGUCCUGCUGAGCGAGGAACUCAGCGAGGAGCGUCGCUGGCUGGUGCGACACUUGGUGGAUCUGCGCUACUCGCUGCAGGAACUGGAGGAGGCCCAGGAGCAGCAUUCCCUGGCCUCAGACAUGGUCGUCAUGAAUGCCAUUCGUGCGGUGGUGGGUCAUCAUUUUGUGCCCCACCAUCCGCAUCACGGCAAACGGAAUCGCCUGCAGGCAGCCGCCAAGAGGCACUACUGUGACCACUGCACCACCAUUAUUUGGAGCGUGGUGCAGAACUCGUACGUGUGCAGCGAUUGCGGAUUCUUGGUCCAUCAGAAGUGCAUCGAUAGCGUCAAGAGGGUUUGUGCCCAUGUUCUGGUUUCAGAGCGCCAGCAUCCCAUUUCGGAGAUAUGUCCAGAAAUCGGUCUUGCCUCCCAGGGGUACAAGUGCGCCGAAUGCGGAACGAUGCUCAAUAUAAAGAAUACCUGGAUUGAGCCACGCUUAUGCGACUACAGUGGGUUGUACUACUGCCCUCGCUGCAACUGGAACGAUAGCAACUUUAUACCAGCCCGCAUUAUCCACAAUUGGGAUUUUUCACCACGCAGAGUUUCGCGCACAGCGCUCCAAGAGAUCAGGUUGUUCCUAAACAAACCGCUCAUCCGCUUGGAGGAGGACAAUCCCAAGCUGUUUGUGUUCGUAGAAAAGUUGUGUGCGGUAAAGAAACUGCGCCAGAACCUGGUGCAUAUGCGCCACUAUCUGGCUGCCUGCAAGAUCGCCAGCGAGUUGAAGCUGGUCGAUCAGCAACUAGGCGUCAGGAGACAUCUGGCCCAGUCAAAUGAGUUCUAUUCCCUAAAUGAUCUCAGCCAGGUGGAGUCUGGAGCGCUCAUUGAAUUCCUACAAGGAGUUUUCAAGGCAUUUAAUGAUCACAUACGAUCCUGCCCCAUGUGCCUUGCCCAAGCGUACAUCUGCGAGAUUUGUAGCAACAACGAGGUCAUCUUUCCCUUUGACGAUGGCUGCAUCAAGUGUGAUCAGUGCAAUUCCAUCUUCCACCGAGUUUGCCUCACGCGCAAAAAUAUGAUUUGCCCCAAGUGCAUCCGCAUCCAAGAACGUCGCCUUCAAUUGGAUCGCAUGAAGAGCACCGAAGAUGAUGACGGGGUGGCCACCGAUGAUGACGUGACUCCCGCGGAAUAACUGAUCAAAUCAGAGUUCAUUGUGCUGUGCUGGUUUUUAAUAUGUUAUCAUAUGUACAUAGAAUGUAACGUUAAAGUGUAUAACUAUA
Messenger RNA from Drosophila erecta, 1657 nucleotides. It is a transcript of the gene DEF8, whose product is annotated as differentially expressed in FDCP 8 homolog. The coding region runs from base 103 to 1569 and encodes 488 amino acids. The transcript has 2 exons. Lineage: Eukaryota; Metazoa; Arthropoda; Insecta; Diptera; Drosophilidae. The record is from RefSeq and is a predicted model, not a curated record.